UUCCCACUAGAAUUGACAAUUGUCCACUACUCUCCUUCUUAGCCUUACACUUUCUCUUCUGCAUGGCUUUGGAUGUCGCCAUGUUUUCUCAAUUUUCUUAGCACAGUUCAGUAACAUUUCCCCCUUAUUUUCAGCAUCAGUCUCUUGGUCAAUCUUUACCCCUCUACCCCACCCCAACUUUUUUUUUUCAUUAUAUAUACAACCUUACAAAUCUUUUCUAAAGCCCCACCAAAACUUCUCUACCUCUUUGUACUACAACCAUGAACAAAGUGGUUGCUUUUUCGCUUUUUCUUCUGUUUUUGUUCCCAGUUUUAGUUUCAUCCGAAUGUACGUGCGAUGAAGAUUCUGAGGACAGAAACAAAACGGAAGCGUUAAAGUACAAACUGGUAGCCGUUGCUUCUAUCUUGCUAGCGGGCGCCAUAGGUAUAUCAAUUCCAAUUCUCGGCAAAAUAUUCCCGGCAUUACACCCCGAAAACAAUAUAUUUUUCUUCGUCAAAGCUUUCGCGGCGGGCGUGAUUCUCGCCACGGGUUUCGUUCACAUAUUGCCCGAUGCAUUCGAGAGCUUGUCUAGCCCUUGCCUUCCUGAAAAGCCGUGGGGUGAUUUCCCGUUUGCGGGGUUUAUAGCAAUGGUUGCGGCAAUUGGGACAAUGAUGGUGGAUUUGGUAGCUAUGAGCUAUUUUAGGAGAUCUCAUUUAAAGAGACAGAAACCUGUGAAUAGUGAUGAAGAAAAAGAGGGUGGUAUGAUUAAUCAGAAUAAUCAUGUUCAUGUACAUACUCAUUCAACUCAUGGACAUGCUCAUGGCUCGGUUGUGCCAUUAGAAGAGGGUUCUGAAUUGGAUUUAUCUCGUCGACGAGUUAUCUCACAGGUUUUGGAAUUGGGAAUUUUGGUCCACUCGGUGAUUAUUGGUAUAUCUUUGGGUGCCUCAGAAUCUCCCAAGACAAUUAAACCCCUUGUAGCGGCAUUAACUUUUCAUCAACUUUUUGAAGGCAUUGGUUUAGGAGGUUGCAUAUCUGAGGCAAGAUUCAAGUUGAGAAAAACAGCAAUGAUGGCAAUUUUCUUCUCCCUCACAACACCAAUGGGAAUUGCAAUUGGAUUUGGAAUAUCAACUGUGUAUAGUGAGACCAGUCCAACAGCUCUCAUGGUUGAGGGCAUUUUCAAUUCUAUUGCUGCUGGAAUUUUGGUUUACAUGGCUUUAGUGGAUCUCCUUGCAGCAGAUUUUAUGAGCAGUAGAAUGCAAGAUAGUCCAAAACUUCAAAUUGAAGCUAACGUUUUUCUUCUUCUAGGGGCUGGUUGUAUGUCACUUUUGGCCAAGUGGGCCUAAACAAGAAAAUCUAGAGUUAGAACAUAGGAAAUAAACAAGGUUUUGUUUUUUUUUUAAAUUCUUUUUGUAGUUUUUUUUUGUCACUUAUUUUAGAUUUUUUUGAUCUUCAGAGAAUGUCGGAAUUACAAAGAGUAUUUGAAAUUAUUUACAA
Messenger RNA from Nicotiana tabacum (common tobacco), 1473 nucleotides. RefSeq names its product zinc transporter 1-like. Gene Ontology annotation, cellular component: plasma membrane. Gene Ontology annotation, molecular function: zinc ion transmembrane transporter activity. Lineage: Eukaryota; Viridiplantae; Streptophyta; Magnoliopsida; Solanales; Solanaceae. Gene Ontology annotation, biological process: zinc ion transmembrane transport. The record is from RefSeq and is a predicted model, not a curated record.